Messenger RNA from Esox lucius (northern pike), 5106 nucleotides. RefSeq names its product pleckstrin homology domain containing, family A member 7b (gene plekha7b). The record is from RefSeq and is a predicted model, not a curated record. Bases 58 to 4134 code for a protein of 1358 amino acids. The transcript is spliced from 29 exons. Gene Ontology annotation, molecular function: protein binding. Lineage: Eukaryota; Metazoa; Chordata; Actinopteri; Esociformes; Esocidae.
UUCCCUGAAAACUGCGGAGAGGAGAGGAAAAUGAAAUAGCUUAAACAAACCGGGAUCAUGGCGGCACCGCUCGGACGGGACACUCUACCCGACUACUGGUCCUACGGAGUCUGUCGAGAUGGCAGGGUCUUCUUCAUAAAUGAUGAAACUCAGAACACUACUUGGCUCCAUCCUCGUACGAGUGAACCUGUCAACUCUGGACAUAUGAUACGAUCAGAUUUACCACGGGGAUGGGAAGAAGGAUUCUCGGAGGAGGGGGCCAGCUACUUCAUUAACCACAACCAGAAGAGCACUUCUUUCCGACACCCUGUGACAGGACAGAUAUCUCCGGAAAACACUGAGUAUAUGCUCCAGGAAAAGGCAGAGCCCCGGGGCAUGUCUAAGCUACCUCCACCGCCCUGUCAAAGGCCCCCCAGCAUGGUUAGUCAGACCUCCACGACUGUGACUUCAUCUACAGUGGAUGCUACCUCUGGGUCAAAGCCACAGGGCUUCAGGAGUAGUGGCAAGGUGCAUAGUUUCGGCAAGAGGGACCAUGCUAUCAAGAGGAACCCCAAUAUCCCAGUGGUGGUCAGGGGAUGGCUCUACAAACAGGACGGCUCUGGAAUGAGGCUGUGGAAAAGGAAGUGGUUUGUCUUGUCUGACUACUGCUUGUUUUAUUACAAAGACAGCAGAGAGGAGACUGUCCUGGGAAGCAUCCCUCUGCCCAGUUAUGUCAUUGCACCUGUGGAGCCUGAUGAUCACAUCAGCCGCAAAUAUGCCUUCAAGGCAAGCCACACGGGAAUGCGCUCCUACAUCUACAAUAAGAACUCUGUGAUUGGCUCACAGGCAGAACAUUGUGGGAUGAGGACGUACUUCUUCAGUGCCGACACGCAGGAGGAUAUGAACGGCUGGAUCCGAGCCAUGAACCAGGCUGCUCUCAUGCAGAGUCAUGGCAUCAAGAGAGAGACUGUUACAGAAAGACCAGAGUUGGCAGUGCAACAGGCAGUCCCCCAGACCAACCACAUCAACAACAACCACCCUACCACCAGUAAGACGUCCUCCCAGUCCGGGUCAGAGAGCCUCCACCACCCUGAGAGAGAAGAGCCUCCAGAGGGGGAGAUCCGUGUGACCCAGGGGGAGGAGGAGAGGUACAUGUUAGAGGCUCCAAAAAAGCUCAGCCAUCCUGCUACUCAGUUAGAGGUGGAAAAGCUCUCCUCAGAUCCUCUCUCUGGCUCCUCGUGCCCCAGGAACAACCAAACCCAUGCGAUCCUCACAGCACUCCCCCCAGAGGAGAAUGGGAACGUGGUAUAUAAUAGGGGCUUAGUCUCAGACACAGAGAAGCAGAUGCAGAGGAAGACAGCUCUGGCUCAAGUGGAGCACUGGGUCAAAGUACACAAGGGAGAUCCGAAGAGCCAACCGUCUACGACAGAGUUCGCCAUCCCCCUUCCCCGGCCGACCCCUCCCGCGCAGCAUAAGCCUGUGGUAGUGGAGGCCUUCCAGACGUUGCCAAAGUCCCCCAGGCUCCCAUCAGGUGGGAGCUCCCCUCCGGUGCCAUGCAAAUUACCCAGUGACUAUAAAUACGCCCAUGACAGACUCAGCCACCUACGCAUGUCCACCGAUGAGCGUAUGGCCACCAAGGAGGGCAUGGUAUGGCAGCUGUACGAGUGGCAGCAGCGGCAGCAGUUCCGCCACGGCAGCCCCACGGCGCCCAACUACGCCGGGCAGGACUUCCUCGACUCGGCCUCCUUCAGGGUCACGGUGGAGAUGCCCCGCUCCAUCUCUGUGCCCCCGUCCCCCUGCGAAGUCCCUCCGUCCAUCCCCACCUUCAAACCACUGUCCCCCCGCAGGCCACACACUCCCUCAGACAGGGUGACUGUCAGGCCGCUGAGUGAGGUGUUACCUGGGGAGGCAUCGGCCAGCUCUGGCUCCCCGGGACGCUUGUGCUCCCAGCUCUCUAAGACUACUCAGAUAGAGAGACGGUCAAUGCCAUCCAUGAGCUACAUCACACAUACAGUCAGCGCCCCCAGCUUGCAUGGGAAAACGCCGGAGGAGCUGACCCUGCUGCUCAUUCAGCUCAGGAGGCAUCAGGCCAAGAUGGCUGGCAUCCACUGCGACACUCUCCACCACCUACAGCACAACGGCCUCCUAGGCCCCAGCCUGCAGGCUGAUGAUACUUACAUGCAGCUGAAGAAGGACCUGGAGUAUCUUGAUCUGAAGGUUACUGGAAGUGAAACACUAAAAGACAGACGUUCAAGGCCCGUUAAAGUAGCAGAGAGUGAUGUUGAUGUGAAGCUAAGUCGACUGUGUGAACAAGACAAGAUCCUUCAGGAGCUGGAGACCACCAUAAGCACUCUGAAGGAAGACAAGGACAAGCUGGAGUCGGUGCUGGAUGUGUCCCACCAGCAGAUGGAGCAGUACAGGGACCAGCCGGCCCACCAGGAGAAGAUAGCCUACCAGCAGAGGCUACUGCAGGAGGACGUGGUGCACAUCCGAGCUGAGAUCUCUCAGGUGUCCACGGAGAUGGCGAAUGCCUGGAACGAGUACAGCAGGCUGGAGAGAGACGUAGAGUGGCUGAGGACAGCUCUGGAGGGCCAGAUGAACCGCAGUGGUCUCUCUCAGCUUGAAAGGUCCCAGAUAAAGAGAGAGCUAUGGAGAAUUGAAGACGUGAUGGCAGGUCUCAGCUCCAGCAAAGUCAACUACCAGUUCACCAUCUCUUCUGUAAACAACCCAGAGAGAAAACUUGUGCCUUCAUUGUUGCCAUCAUCAGUGCCUUCGCUGCCUGCCAGUCUCUCCCUGGGAGAAAUAAGACUGGCCCAGCAGCAUAGCCCCACCACCCCCACCUCCAUACAGCACACCACCGCAGCUGCCCACCCUGUGUCUGUGCCAAAAUGGGCGGAGGAGGGUGUCCCUCCCAGACCGCCCCUACCUCAGCUGUACAGUCCUGACGACCAGCCCCCAGCUGUGCCCCCGCUCCCUAGGGAGACCACCGUCAUCAGACACACGUCUGUACGGGGCCUCAAGCGGCAGUCUGAUGAACGCAAGCGGGACAGGGAGAUUGGCCAAUACACCAACGGAGACAGCAGGGUGGAGCUGCGGACAUACCUAAGCGAACCGCAGCUGCUCGGGAUGGGAGGAUCUGCUCACUUGGGGAUCAGGUCCUUGGGACAUGAUGCCGGCUACCAGACUUUGCCAAGCAGAGGACCGGCUGGCUCCUCAUCUAGGAUUAAUCAGUCCACAAAUAUCUCUUCAUAUGUUACUCUCAGAAGAGGACCCGCAACUGCCUCAGGCCUAAAGGAGAGACCAAAGAGUGCCUUGGAGCGUCUGUACUCUGGGGAUGUGCUGCAGCAGAGCAGGGGGAGAAUGAGUGCUGAGGAGCAGCUGGAGAGGAUGAAGAGGCACCAGAAGGCUCUGGUCCGCCAGCGCAAGAGGACCCUGAGUCAGGGAGAACGGCAGAGCUUUUCAUCACGGGCCUCAUACUCAUCCUCACAGCAACGCCCGCUCUCCGCAGACCUGGGCUCUUGGAGGCGAGAGCAGGAGUUUGACCUGCAACUGCUGGAACGGGCCGUACAAGGUGAGGAGGCGCGGGGUGUUGUCCAAGGAGAGGAGCGUCCAGCAGAGCACACGGAGAGACCCCGGUCCCAGUCAGAUGAAUGGUUGACCCUCCGCUCCACAGCCACACCCACCCAGGAGGUGGAUCGGGAGCCAUUGGACUACGACUUGGACCUCAGCCGAGAGCUGUCCAAACCACAAAAGGUGUUAAUCCCGGAGCGCUACAUAGACUCGGAGCCUGAGGAAACCCUCAGCCCUCUGGAGUUGGAGGCUCGCCAGCGGAACAUGGAGCGCAUCAAGAACAUUCUGGCCAAGUCCAGUGUUCAGAUCCUUGCGGGGCCCCCUGUGCAGGCGGACAAGCCAGAGAUGGUGGGACUAGAUGGGGCUGCACAACAAGAGCAGAAAAGGAUUAUUACCAUGUCUUACACCCUGGCCUCUGAGGCCUCCCUCAAGAGCAAACAGGUUGCAGUGGUGCCACUACAGCCUAACAUCCCUACCAUACCCGCUCCACCACCUCCUCCUCCGCUUCCUACUUCUUUUCCUCCUGUCUCUCAGGCACCUCCCCCUCCUCCGCUAAGCAAUGGAUUUCACUUCUCAUUUGUCUAAUCAGAGCAGAUAAACCAAAGCGGUUUCCGAAAACUGAGGUGCCAUGGUUACAACAAAACCUGGAUUCUUGAAGACAGACCUGAUUUGAUUCUAACAGUUACACUGCUUCUUAGUAGAUUAACGUUAGUGAACAUUUAACCUGCACUCAGUGGCACACGCAUCAGGACUCACACAGUGAAAAUAAAUUUGUAGCUAAACAAAGUUAAUAUUUUCUUAAGAAAAUGUAUGUAUUUGCUGAGGGAGCUGAUGUGCAUAUUCACUUUGUAAGUGUCUAAUAUGUUAAUCCAAUAAUAGAAAAUGUUUUAUACAUGUUAUUGCACUUUUAUCAUGUUAUUAUACUGUAUUAUAUUGAAGAAUUGAAGCAGAUAUUUUCAAAAGGAGGAUGAUACAGUUAUCUUGAAUAGUCAUCUGAAUUUGGAGGAAACCUGUGUUGUUUUGAAAAAAUGAUGCAGAAAGUUAACCAACUGGAAGGUUGAGAUGAACAUGAUGAUAAGAUACUGAACAUGUUAUUAUGUUAUUUUUUCUUUUAAGGCACCUUUUAUGCUUUAUCAGACAGGAAAGUGGAGAAUUUAUUUUGGGUGAAAGCACUGAGCCAGAUUCAAACCCUUGCUGCAGCAGAAAAUAUGUACCAGGGGCAGCAGCUUGGACCGCGUAUUUGUAAAAAAUGGGAAUAUUCUUACACCAAAUCACUUUCAAAUAACAUUUGUUUUUUUUAUCUAGCACUGCCAGUUUCUUAUUAGCUUGCCAAAUUCAUUUUUGCUUACAGCAUUGGGAAGAAAAUCUAAUAUUUUCUGAUUGUCUUCGGCAGUUUGCACAAUUCAUAUUUUAUUAAAAUAUUAACAUUGCAUUUGUUUAAUUCAAUGGUUUGUCUUCAGAAAAAAAGGUAUCUGAAUCCUUAAAAUUAUAUUUACGGUAUGCUGAGAUAUUCAGUGAAUUGAUUGUACAGUAUGGAAUAAAAAAUAUUGAAUCAUU